Messenger RNA from Aspergillus fumigatus Af293, 495 nucleotides. RefSeq lists its product as uncharacterized. The transcript is spliced from 5 exons. Lineage: Eukaryota; Fungi; Ascomycota; Eurotiomycetes; Eurotiales; Aspergillaceae. The coding region runs from base 1 to 495 and encodes 164 amino acids. The record is from RefSeq and is a predicted model, not a curated record.
AUGGUAACUGCAAUGUUUUUCAACAUCGGUUUCGGGACGUGUACGAUAAUCGGCGCGACGUUUGGCAUGGGCAAGCAGCUGGUUGACUUCGACUCUGACGAUUCGCCGCUGGACUUUCGCAACGCCUUCUUGGGCCAUUGCAUGGACAUGGAUCUACUGGUGGGAAUCGUCUACAUGUACAGUGCCGCUGCUGCGGUAUGCGACUUUACGAUUGGACUGCUGCCCGCCUUCAUGAUUGGGAGGCUAAAGAUGGACCGACAUACGAAGAUGGCCGUCAUUGGCGUUCUGUCGAUUGGAUGCGUUGCUAGCACUGCGGUCAUUGUUCGUAUCCCGUUUGUUCGUCCGUCCAAGAGCCGGGAAUUUCUCUACGAAACACCGCAGGUUUCGAUAUGGUCGAAUAUAGAGACUAGAUUAGGGAUUACUGCAGGGAGUUUAAUGACGGUUCGACCCUUUUUGCGGGCGAUCAGAUGGUUACAUAUAGACGACAGUAGCUAG